This is a messenger RNA of Dentiscutata erythropus, 606 nucleotides long. Lineage: Eukaryota; Fungi; Glomeromycota; Glomeromycetes; Diversisporales; Gigasporaceae. The record is from the annotation of a GenBank genome assembly.
AUGUUGCUGCCACUUAAAUCAUUACAACCUAUCCUUUCAAAUGAAAAAAGUUAUAUCAAUUAUUUGAUCAAAAAAGAAGCUCUUGAUAGUCAAUCAAUAUGUAAUUCAUGUAGUAGCUUAGCAAAAAGAUAUGAAAAAUGCAAAUUAAAAGUUAAUGAGAUUCUUCAAAUUGGAUAUUAUUGGUUAGCAAAAACUCUACAUAUCUCAAUUAAAACCAUUACAGGACACUCACCAAAUACUAUAACAUAUUAUACUAAUCCACUUGUUGGUCUUAAUCUUCAAGAAACACAAAACAAAAUCAGAGAUCCAAAAAUCAUAGUUGAAAUUGAUGAAACUAAGAUUGGGAAAAGAAAACAUAAUCAUAGUUACUGUGCCAUUUACAUGAUUAUAUUUGGAGAAGAUAAAAUGAAGGAUGAAAUUGAGAAUAUAGAAGAAAUUAUGGACAGAGAAGAAAUAAAUAAAAGAGAAGAAAAAGAUGAAGAGGAAAAAAGAGAAGGUAGUGUUGAAGAAAUAGAAAAUAAAAAUAAUAAUAAUAUAGAAAUUAUAGAAAUUAUGAGUGAUGAUAGUAUAGAAAUCAUAGAAAUUGAAAGCGAUAAUAAUAUAUAA